AUGAUAUCUCAGUUUUGUCCUACGUUCUUUGGCCCACCGGAUCUCAAUCCUCGCUACGAUGGGGACGGCUAUUGGAUUGAAUGGGAUAACUCGGUGGAUAGAAUUGUUCUUGCCUCAGGAAUGAAUCAUUACUUCCUGGAGUAUGACUGUGAAACCGGACUCCGGACAAGUGGUCGCACACCCGCCCUGUCCGCCAUACCAAGCACCGAAAGUCUCAGUAUCAUCAGGUCAUGGCUCGAUAAAUGCCUGAAUGAGCAUCAAGGCUGCGGUGAGAAUAGUGUUGGAGACCCACCUACUCGACUCGUCGACGUCGGGCCUCACGACGGUUCUCAGGAGCCACGAAUCGUUUGUGGCGAGCAGUGUCGAGAACAAAGAUCUAGAUACUUCGCGCUGAGUUACUGUUGGGGAUCGACGACCAAGGAAUCUCCGUGGACAUUGUCGACUGGAAAUAUUGACAGUUUCAAGGCCGGAAUUCAUCUAGCCCGGCUCCCUCGGAGCUUUCAGGACGUCAUUCAACUUACCAGAGGGCUGAAUGAGAGAUAUAUCUGGAUCGACUGCCUCUGUAUCCUUCAGGACUCUCCAGACGAUUGGGAAAAAGAAGCCUCGUCUAUGGCCGAUAUCUACGCCAACGCUCUCUGCACUAUAAUAUCACCCUCACCAGAUCCGUCGAAACCCCUCUUUGCUGAGAGGGAUAUGUCCCUAGUCAGCCCCGCCGUUUUGAACUUAUCAACGGAAGACAGAAGCCGGACUGCUGCCGUCAGAUUCCAUCCCGUCUUGCCGAAUUGGACAGCCGGGACGAAUGCCAUGGAGGGCGAAGAGUCCCUUCAGAAGAGUCAGCCUACAAGACGGCGCGGAUGGUGUAUGCAAGAGUAUGAACUCUCUCGCCGGGCUCUUGUUUUAACUACCCAUCAAUCUGGCUGGAUCUGUAAACAGAUGCAAUGCUCUGAAGAGGAGUUUUCCACUAUGUCUCGUCCCCUUUCGGACUCGACUGUCCAUAAUGACGGAGUCCUGUUGCGUCCCAACAAGCGCUUGGCUUGGUGGCCUCUCCAUUACCACGGACCCCCUGAACAGAGCGCAUGCGAAACUGUUGCUCUCAAUCGGAAGGUUGUCGAGCAACCACCUGGUCUUUACCACCACAUGUGGGAGAAACUCGUCGAGGAAUUUACGUCGAGAGAAAUCACGGUGCCGACGGACCGGCUGCCUGCCAUAUCCGGACUCGCCGCAAGACGGCAACGGGAGACGGGAGACCAGUAUCUGGCUGGCCUGUGGAAGAACAACCUUGCGUACCCAACGCACCAACAUGGCCAUGGGCCACGGUCAACGCUCCUGUAUGGUUUCCGACGCGGCCGUUCGAUCGGAGCUCCUUUGAGACCUCUAUGCCAUCACCAAUUGAAGGAGACGAGGCCGUGA
Molecule: messenger RNA, 1410 nt
Organism: Cladophialophora psammophila CBS 110553
Lineage: Eukaryota; Fungi; Ascomycota; Eurotiomycetes; Chaetothyriales; Herpotrichiellaceae
Exons: 2
Coding region: 1-1410 (469 amino acids)
Source: RefSeq, a predicted model, not a curated record